UCAGACUACACGUUUCUUCGGACACUGAACAUCUCCGUUAACAACAAGUUGACGUUAGAUUUGCGUUAGAUUCCAUGUGUGUAGAAAGCCAGCUAGUUGUUCGCAUAGCGCGAUGGAUCAGUCGUCAGCUUUCCCUCUGUUGAUGCUGUUUUGGGCUGCACUUGUAUCUGGACACAGACAUGGGCCAGAUGACACAAUAGUGGCUGUUACAGAAGGAAGUGACGCCAUCUUGGGAUGUUCGCUGGACCCUCCCAAGAGUCUCGACCAAGACCUGUUUGACUGGAUCAAGGAUGAGAAGACGGACGUUAAGAAGGAAGUGUUCAUGUAUAGUAACGGCAGUCAUGACAACAACGGCCUGUCUGGUCAAGACAAACAGUUUCAAGGACGAGUCUCGCAUUUUCCAGACCAACUGAUAAAUGGCAACGCCUCCAUAAUCAUCCGAAACACAACGAUCGAAGAUGCUGGAGACUACACCUGUCUUUUUCUACUUCCUCAGGGACAGGAACAAAAAUGCAACAUUAAGCUUGUUGUUGAGCCGACGUUUAGGGACCGAUCAGGAGAAAUCUCAGGCGUCGCUCACAAGCCUUACGUUUCAGUAUGUAAUGUCUCAGAGUCCGGGGUUCAGCUGAAGUGUGAGGUCGAAGGUGCUUUUCCACAGCCGGAGGUGCAGUGGCUGGACAGUGAUGGAACCGUCCUUUCUGCUGAGGAUCCUGAGGUCGUAGAAAGAGGAGGUCGCUUCGACAUCACCCUCCAAACUACUGUGAUCGCCACCGACGGCAACUGCUUCCGCUGCGUGGUGAAGCAGCAGCACUUCCACCAUGAGAUUGGCUAUAAUAUCACCGUGCCUGAGAAACUGUUUGAGAAAACACCCAGAGAAGUGGACCCUGGAUCUUGCUCAGGCAGAAUGGUUUUGGUUGCUUUCAUUGGAGUUUUUCUUGGAGGUCUACUUCUUGCUGCAGGUCUAGCUUUACUUGUGGCUACAAACCGCAUGACAGUACGCCUGAAUGCAGGUAGGCGUUAGUCAACAAACAAUGGUUCAGCCCUACCACUUCAACACUCUGGGGAUGCUAAUUAUUCUGCUUAUUGUUAUAUAUUAGUGUAUUCUCCAAAUACACUUGAGGCCUGUGCAUUAACAUGGGACCAAUAGAGACUUCAGUAGCAAUAUGAAAACCACUCCAAAUUUCACUUGAGUGCAAGAAGCCAUAAAAGCACAAAGUGUCACUGCAGCAAAUUCCUUCCUGCUGGACUCAAACGAUCAAAUGCUGAUAGCAGAGACUUCAGCUCUCCAUCACCCUCCCACGGUGCACGACUCCACGACUGUUUUAGCAUCUCAACAUCUUUCUGUUACAAAUAAUGCUUCAGUGCCUAACACCCUCAUCCCCCCACCACCUCCACUGACUCUGUCACAGCGACCACGGAGGCCUCAACAGUGUCAGCUUCACCUCGGUCUCCCUCCAGGUUUUAAUUGUCUUUAUUUUAAUGUGUAUCAGGAUGAGGUCAUGCUCCAUCCUUAUUUAUAACAGUGACCUCAUUAUUUAUUACCUGUGUACCAAACCUAAUGAAAAAAAGUGGUCUAAAUCAAAUCUUAUUUUUCUCUUUGGUGAUUGUUGAAAAUGGUUAGUAAUUGUCAAAAGGCCAGAAUGUGGAAGUUUAUUUUGUGAGACAUUUUUCCGGAGGAGAUGUUUGGACCAACAUACACUCACUCAGUUACUUAUCUAGUGCAAACCAAAGCAGCAUCUCUGCCAUAAAAAACGACUUAUGAAGCUUUUACAUUUUUAGGUUUUUUUUUAAAAAAAAAAAAAGAGAAAAAAAAGUUUUUUUUCAGGUCAGUGAGUGCUUGUGUACUAAACUAAAUUCACGUGUUUCUGAUGUUUAGUCCAACCCAUAAUAUACAUGAGAGGUGCAAAACAACUAUAGUAAGAUACGAAAACUCGCACUUUUGUGUGUUUUCCUACUGAUAUUUUUUAAUGACCUGUUGUAGAAGCACAUUAAACACAUAAAACCUUAAAACAUCAGCAGGGAAUCUCACUUGUAAAACUCAGACGCAGCUGGUGAAAUGAGAUAAUAAUAAGUGUUGCUUUGAUUUUAAAGACUGUUAUUAAGAUAGAGACAAGCUACUGACCUAAACGCUUUUUUGUACCCGAUAUUGCCUUAAAUGCUGAUGUAACAGAAGGACAACUGAUUGUACUUUUCGUCCUUUUUUGCUCAAACUGUGUGCGUGACCAACAAGAUUGUAUUAGAAAAGGCUUUUUUAUAUGUGACAAUCAGAUAAAGUGCCUUCAGUAUUUACUCUGACUAUUUAUCCGCCAGAACAGUAUGAUAUAAAAAACUUGUACAUUUUAUUUUGAUAAUCUGACAGUUACGCUGCCCUAUAGCUCCCUCUUGUGGUUGCUUAUCGAUAUUGUUUUGGUAUCUCAGGGUGGUAGA
Stegastes partitus (bicolor damselfish) is the source of this 2427-nucleotide messenger RNA. Its product is annotated as V-set domain-containing T-cell activation inhibitor 1-like. Gene Ontology annotation, biological process: regulation of cytokine production; T cell receptor signaling pathway. Gene Ontology annotation, molecular function: signaling receptor binding. Gene Ontology annotation, cellular component: external side of plasma membrane. The transcript has 6 exons. The coding region runs from base 113 to 1021 and encodes 302 amino acids. The record is from RefSeq and is a predicted model, not a curated record. Lineage: Eukaryota; Metazoa; Chordata; Actinopteri; Pomacentridae.